Molecule: messenger RNA, 1148 nt
Organism: Scatophagus argus
Lineage: Eukaryota; Metazoa; Chordata; Actinopteri; Scatophagidae
Gene: triap1
Product: TP53 regulated inhibitor of apoptosis 1
Exons: 1
Coding region: 133-357 (74 amino acids)
Source: RefSeq, a predicted model, not a curated record
UCUCAAGUCAGCCAAUCACAUGACGCGCUUCAAGGAAAGUCACGGAGCGUUAACACCGUUCCUGCUCUUGAAAACACUUUCAUAAAUCCUCCAUAUUUUGUCUGCCCGUCAAGCGUGAGGGUGUUGUCGGAGAUGAACAGCGUCGGAGAGUCCUGCACCGACCUGAAACGGGAGUACGACCAGUGCUUCAACCGCUGGUUCGCCGAGAAGUUCCUGAAGGGGGACCGCAGCGGCGACCCGUGCACCGAGACCUUCCGGAAGUACCAGCGGUGCGUUCAGAAGGCCAUCAAGGAGAAGGACAUCCCGAUCGAUGGAGUGGAGUUUAUGGGCCCCAACAAGGACAAGCCCGAGAGCUGAUGGAGAGGAACGUCACCAUAACCAUCAGUACUGAUAUCAAAACACCAUAUUGACCGUGGUGGGUCCACGAGGCCCACUGAGCAUGCGCAGAAGCAGAGCUGAGCGGGAUGAGGAGCGCGAACCGCAAACAUCGACUGUGUGCGUUUGUGCUAACCAGCGGCGGAUUUAGACUUCAAACACGCAAAACUGAGCCCAGAACCGAAGGGUUGUUUCAUUUAAGUUUUCUAUUUCAUGUCUGCUGCUUGUCUGUGUGAGUUCGUUAACUUGACUAAUGUUAUAGUCACUCGAUUAACCGCUGCUAAAAUGAAUCAGCGACCAUAAUGAUCCAUUAACUGUUUUAAGUCAUUUCCAAAGUAAAACCAGAUGGGCCUCUGGUUGUGGGAACUGCCGCUUUUCUGUGUUCUUUGCUUGUCUUUGGGUUUUGGAGGAAAGAAAUUGUGAUGGACGUUUAUUUCUACUUUCAGACAUUUUAUAAACUAAAAGAGGAAUAGAUUAGCUCGAAUUAUAAUUACUGGGUCAGUCAAUGAUGAGAGCGAUUAGCUGGGAUUACUGUGAUUCAUAGUCAUGACACAUUACUGAUCUCUGAAGUGACAUCUUUGUCCCUAAAGUUUACUUAUUAUUGUUUUGUCUUUGUGUUUUUGUCUUUGUUUACACUGUCUUACAUUUCAGGCAGUUCUCAUGUGAAGACAUGGCAUUUGUAAACAGAAGAGGCUAACUUUGAAAGAUCUUAAAUUGUGCUUCAUUCAUGUAAAAACAAGAGUAAACAGUAAAAUUAAACGGGAUGGAAAGUG